AUGGCAAAGUCACUUAUUAGUAAUCAAGAAGAGCUAUCAAAAUUAAUAAAGAAAGCAAUCAACAACUAUUCUAAGUCUCCGAAGGCGCGAAUAACUUCAUCGUACAUUGAAACACGUUUAGAAUCUUUAAAAACAUAUUGGGCAAAAUUUCAAGAUAAUCACGACAAUAUUACAAGAAGCAUAGAUAAAAGUGAACAAGCGAAAUUGGAGUAUUUUACGGAAGACUUAUACGAUCAAGUGGAAGAAUUAUAUACAGACUAUCAUUCGAAAAUGAAGGAAGAUUUAAAGAGUUUCUCUCAGUCAUCAACAUCAGCCACUAGCACAAAUGUCAUUGCAAGUUCACCCAGUUGUGAUGUAAGGCUACCGCAAAUAAAUUUGCCGACAUUUACGUCUGGAUACGAGGAGUGGCAGUCUUUUCAUGAUUUGUUUGUAUCAUUAAUCCACAAUAAUGAAAAACUAACAUCGGUUCAGAAGAUGCAUUAUCUUAAGAGCUGCCUUCGUGGAGAAGCUGAACAAGUGUUAAAAAAUCUUACAAUCACUGAAGCCAACUACCAUGAAGCCUGGCUUCAGUUAACACGAAGAUAUAAUAAUAGACGCUUCAAUACGAAUGAGGUGCUAAAGACAAUGUUUUCACAAAAAACUAUCACAGAGUCAUCUACAGCUGUCAAACGAUUAUUGGAUACAACAUCAGCUUGUCUGAAGUCGUUAAAUAAUUUGAAAAUAGAUAUUACAUCGUGGGAUACUAUUAUCAACUAUGUUGUUGUUACUAAGUUAGAUCAGGAAAGCCGUAAGCAGUGGGAACUUCAUUUAAGCCAGAUUAGUAUGGAUGAGCUACCAUCAUGGAACCAACUAAAGGACUUUUUGGAGACAAGAUAUAGAACAAUGGAGAUGUUAGAAGGAGUAAAACAAACGCCGACGACUUGGAAAGCAAAGACAUUUCACGCAAUAGAAAAUAAGAAAACAAUAAGUUGCGGGAUGUGCCACAGUGAACAUUACUUAUAUCAAUGCAAGAAGUUUUCAAACUUAACACCUAAAGAAAGAUCGGAGCUUGUCAAAGAAAAAGGUCUUUGUUUUAACUGUCUGGCACCAAAUCAUUCUGUAAAUAAAUGUCACCAAUCAACCAGCUGUCGUAGAUGCGGCCGACGUCAUCACUCUUUACUACAUCUAGAACGAGAACAAGAGAAGGAGAAAGCGCAGGAAACCACAGAAAAUAUAAAAACUCAAUCUAAGGAGAGCACUACUAUCGUAUCAACGUUUGCGAAACAAUCAUCACCCUGUGAAGUAUUAUUAGCAACCGCAAUCGUUAGGGCUAUGUCAGUUAAUGGUGUUAGUCAUGUAAUCAGAGCGCUUAUUGAUCAAGGGUCGCAAGCGUCUUUUAUCACGGAAGAAACUGUCCAGUUGUUAGGGCUCAAACGCCAGCCAAUCAAUGGUUUGGUGUCUGGAGUGGGAGAUGGUCAUACUAGAGUAAAAUAUAUGGUAUCAUUGCAUAUCACAUCACGCCAUCCUCCUUACAAUUCUAUCAAAGUUAACGCUUAUGUAUUAAGUUCCCUAACAACUAUGCUUCCUUCAAAGGUUAUUCAUUCACCUGACUGGCUCGAGCUAGAAAUGUUACCUCUAGCUGACCCAUCAUAUUUAUCACCGAGUAAGAUCGACGUUUUACUCGGAGCUGAAGUCUACUGUGAGAUUUUAAAAGGCGACGUAAUCAAGAAUCCAACAAGAAGAUUAAUCGCACAGAACACAAUUCUUGGUUGGAUUGUUUCAGGAAAGAUGUCAGAAUCAGGCUCAUCAGAAAGAGUCAUAAGUAUGCACACACAAAUCCGAGCAGAGGAUUUAUUAAAAAGGUUUUGGGAGUUGGAGCAAGAAACAGAAAUAAAUCAGAAGAUAUUGCCAGAAGAGGAGAAGAAAUGUGAAGAGAUCUUUGCUUCGACAACAACGAGAAAUGAAGAUGGUAGAUACGUCGUCAGACUACCCUUCAACUCGGUUGACCCAGAAUGUCAAUAUGGUAACAUGCUGAAGAUAGCACAAAACAGAUUUAUGUCUUUAGAGAAUAAACUCGCCAGAAAUCCAAAAUUAAGUGAAGAAUAUGCUAAAGUUAUAGAAGAAUAUAAGACAUUAAAUCACAUGAAACCUGUUCCUAAAGACGACAUCGACAAUCCCAAGGCUGUAUACCUUCCACAUCAUGCAGUGGUAAAAGAAGAUAGAGACACGACAAAGGUCCGUGUAGUAUUUGAUGCUUCCUGCAAAGGCGUAAAUGAUGUGUCGCUCAACGACAACCUUCUUGUUGGGCCCAAGUUACAGCAAGAUUUACAACAUCUCCUGUUACGAUGGCGUAUUCACAGAAUCGCUAUUAUAGCCGAUCUGAUCAAAAUGUAUAGACAGGUUCGUGUUCAUGAAGAAGAUGUGAAUUAUCAACGGAUUUUAUGGAGACCUAAUAGGACAGAAUCAAUUGAACAUUAUCAGUUGUUAACAUUGACAUUUGGGACAGAUUGCGCACCGUAUCUAGCAGUAAAAGCAUUACAUCAACUUGCAGAAGAUGAGAAACUGUUAUAUCCAAUUGGAGCAGAAAUCACUAAAAACGAUCUGUAUAUGGAUGACUUAAUGACAGGUUGUGAGACGGAGUCUGAAGCAAUUAUUAUUUUUGAAGAGUUGAGCAAUCUUAUGAAGUUAGGAGGGUUUCAAUUUCAAAAGUGGAGUAGUAAUUCUAAUACAUUGUUGGAACUCAUUGGACAAGACGGAAUGACAGAUAACCAAUCUAUACCUAUCAAAUUGGAUGAAACGCUAAAAAUAUUAGGAAUGACUUGGAAUAGAUGUGAGGACAGGUUUGAAUAUGUUGUCAAGUUACCUCCAUUAUCUACUCCGGUUACCAAACGCAAGGUGCUUUCGGACAUUGCAAUGCUGUUUGAUCCGUUAGGGUGGGUGGCUCCUACAAUCAUCACAGCCAAGGCUUUCAUACAGAAAUUGUGGCUGGCUGGAAUCGAAUGGGAUCAAGAACUGCCAGAAAACAUGCUGAAGGAAUGGAUCACAUAUCGGCAAGAUCUUUAUACACUUGCAGAAUUUCGCAUUCCUCGGUGGAUUGGAAGUAGUAUAAGUAACAAACGACUGGAGCUUCAAGGCUUCUGCGACGCUUCCAACAUUGCUUAUGCUGCAGUUGUGUAUGCGCGAGUAAUCGAUCAUCAAGGAGAGGUAAUUGUCAACCUUCUCCGUUCCAGAACAAAGGUUGCGCCUGUUAAGCAGGUAUCGAUUCCCCGCCUGGAGCUAUGUGGUGCCGUAUUACUGGCCAAACUUCUAUCUGAUGUAUCACAGGUGUUACAGGUACCAAAAGAGAAUAUACACGCGUGGACGGACUCAUCGGUUGUCAUCGCUUGGUUAAGCAGUCAUCCAAGUAAAUGGAAGACUUUCGUCGCCAACCGUGUGUCAGAGAUACUCACGAAGAUGGAUAGUAAUCAGUGGUCACAUGUACCAUCCGAAGAGAAUCCUGCUGAUUGUGCAUCGAAAGGUAUUAAAGCAAAGGAGUUAAUAGGUUUAGAACUAUGGAAAAAAGGUCCAAAGUGGUUAAGUGACAAAGAAAUCAAAUACAGUAAAGGAAUUUUUAAGAACACAAGUUUAGAAGAAAAAGCGAGUAAGAAGAUAUGUCUAUUAGCGAAUGUAAUGGAAGAAAAUGAUUCAGAAGGAUUGAUAGGAAGAUUUUCAUCUCUAACAAGAAUGCUUAGGGUUUUAUCAUAUUGUAGACGUUGGUCACAUUAUAGAACGUCUCAAGGUAAUCAAAUGACAAAUACGGGUUCCAUAUCAGUUCAAGAGAUGAACGACACAUUGUUGACAUUGGUGGGUGUAGUACAAGCUAUAUCUUUUAAAGAAGAGAUCGAUUCUAUCAAAUCACGUGGUUGUGUUCUAAAACGGAGUACAUUACAUACUCUUUGUCCGAUAUUAGAUUCUAAGGGGACGUUAAGAGUCGGUGGAAGAUUGGAGAGAUCUGAACUUACAUAUGAGAGAAAACAUCCAAUCAUACUGCCUGCUAAGAAUCAUCUUACGUGGUUGGUUAUUCAAGAUGCUCAUUUUAAGACUCUCCACGGCGGACCACAGCUUAUGCUAAAUUACAUUAGAUAUACGUACUUCAUCAUCAAUGCUCGAGUUCAAGUCAAGAAGUAUUAUCGAAACUGUGUCAAGUGUCGAAGAUAUUCGUCCGCUAACAGAUCUCAAUUGAUGGGACAAAUUCCAGAUGUAAGACUCAAGCCAAGUAAACCAUUUAAAUCAUCGGGCGUUGAUUACGCCGGUCCUAUAAAUGUUCGUUUCUCACCUGGAAGAGGAUCUAAAGCGUACAAAGGCUACAUAUGUUUAUUUGUAUGUAUGGUCACACGCGCAGUGCAUCUUGAAGUUGUCUCGGAUUUAACUGCUAAAGGGUUUAUCGCUGCGUUUAGACGAUUCAUAGCUAGAAGAGGCCAUUGCAAAGAUCUAUAUAGUGAUAAUGCCACGAACUUUGUAGGAUCAAAUAAGUUGUUAUUCGAUAUGCUUAAGGCGGCCCAAAGGUCUUGGCCAGAAGAAAUUGCCCAAUUGUUAACAUCAGAAUCAACUACUUGGCAUUUUAACCCUCCACACGCACCUAAUUUUGGUGGAUUGUGGGAGGCUGGCGUGCGUAGUGUUAAAAAUCAUUUACGAAAAACGAUUGGUGACAGUGCGCUGAUAUUUGAGGAGCUAAGUACGGUUUUGACUCAAAUCGAAGCAUGUUUGAACUCGCGGCCACUUUCAGUGCUUAGUAGUGAUCCGAAUGAUCCACUCCCAUUGACACCCGGCCAUUUUUUGGUUGGCGAACCCUUGAUCAGCAUUUCUGAUCAAGAUCAAGAUCAAAGUGAGGUCGUAGGAAUUGAUAGAUGGAGAAUGGUACAAAAAAUGGUCUCCAUUUUUUGGAAAAGAUGGAGUCGGGAGUACCUUUCAAAUAUAAGCCAAAGAUACAAAUGGUAUCACAAAGGUAAAGAACCUGAACUUGGCGAAGUAGUGUUAAUCAAAAAUGACAACGUACCACCAGCCAAGUGGCAGCUAGGCACUAUAGUAGAAAAAUAUACUGGAAAAGAUAAUAUCACCAGAGUAGUUUCGAUCAGGACAAUCAAUGGUACAAAAAAAAGACCAAUGAGUAAAGUUUGUGUCCUGACCAAAUAG
Papilio machaon (common yellow swallowtail) is the source of this 5151-nucleotide messenger RNA. RefSeq lists its product as uncharacterized. Bases 1 to 5151 code for a protein of 1716 amino acids. Gene Ontology annotation, biological process: DNA integration. The record is from RefSeq and is a predicted model, not a curated record. Lineage: Eukaryota; Metazoa; Arthropoda; Insecta; Lepidoptera; Papilionidae. Gene Ontology annotation, molecular function: nucleic acid binding. The transcript has a single exon.